CACAAAUCUCUCAUUGCUCGACUCCUGUACCAAACAGUCUCUGAGCAUGUUGCUCAGAAAUGUUCAAAGAUGGUCUAGAUGAGUUCAAGACAUUUAGAGAGGCGAGAAUUCAUCAAUUUUAUUUUCUCAAACGAGUGAUCUACACCUUGAUAUCCUUUCAGUAUUCAACCAAGGAACGGUGAUACAGUAUCCUGCUUUACUCCGAGGUUGUAUAAUCGCGGCACUCGACCUAGACACGAUGGGCGAUAGCGUUGAAGCAUCGGUGUCGACAUCGCCAUCGUUAUCGCCACAAUCAGCGCCAUCCUCUACAGUUCCGACAAGUCAAUCAACACCACAGUCCAUUUCAACAGCAGGCUCUCCUUUCAUUAGCGUACCCGACAUCCAUCCAGGAUUUCAAGUUUCUAGAGUCGCCAUCCUCGGCGCCGGCCCUAGUGGCCUGGCAUUUGCCAAAGUGCUCUUAGCAGAGAAGACGUCCUUUCAAAAUCUCGUUAUCACAAUCUUCGAACAAAGGAACCAAGUAGGUGGGAUCUGGAACCUCAGUGCAAAUGUCAUCAGCAAGACAGUUGCAGUUCCACAGAGCGACAAGAAUUAUGGCACCGGCGUUGACGAGAAUCAGGACAAGGCUAGCCAUUCUUUGGAACUCGAAUCUCCACUCUAUGACUAUCUCGAGACCAAUGUUCCCAAGCAACUCAUGCCGUAUGCCGGGGUUCCAUUCCCUGACGAGGAUCCCUUGUUUCCAAGCCAUGGGGCCGUGUUGAAAUACCUGCAAGGCUAUGCUAAUAAUGUGCUGGGUGGAGAUGCUAGUGCCACUGCAGAUCUCAGAUUCGGGGUCAAGAUUCGGGAAGUGGCAUUGCUGCAAGGUGAGGGAGCUAGCGGAAAGGACACCUGGGAAAUCCAGUCGGAGCAUCUCGCCUCUGGAAAUAUCAAGACUGAAACUUAUGACGCCGUGGUGGUCGCCAAUGGGCACUACACGGUCCCGUAUAUCCCAGAGAUUGAAGGUGCCGCGGAGUGGAAUCGAAAGUACCCAGGCACUAUACUGCACUCCAAGGCAUACCGACGGCCUCAGGACUUUGCAGGCAAAAAGGUCCUCGUCAUCGGCAACAGUGCAUCAGGCCUCGACAUUGCCGCUCAGAUUGGUUUCAUGGGCCAACCCAAGGGGAAAGUCCUUCUGUCGGCCAGAUCUGCUAGCGCGUUUGGACCGAUGCCCGCCGUCGACUGGAAAGAAGAUGUGGACCAAGUUGUCGAGUUCCUCGACUCCGACAGAGCGGUGAGAUUUGCUAGUGGAAGGGUGGAACGAGAUCUAGACGCUGUCAUAUUUUCAACGGGGUAUUUCUUCAGCUACCCAUUCCUGACAAAGGUCGGAUCCAAGAUUGUGGACGAUGGGUUCAGGGUCAAGGGCCUCUAUGAACAUUUAUUCCUCAUUGACCACCCGACCCUGGUCUUCCCUGUCGUCAAUCUCAAAGUCAUCCCGUUCCCACUCGCGGAGAAUCAGGCUGCCGUGGUCGCUCGCGUAUGGUCUGGGCGUUUGGACUUACCGUCCAAAGACAAGAUGAGGCAAUGGGAACAACAAGAGAUCAAGGCCAAUGGCGAUGGCAAAUACUUCCACCAGAAGAUGUUCCCUCAAGACGCUGCCCAGAUCAAUCAUCUGUAUCGAUGGGCAUGUCAAGCUAGGGGCAGUCCUAGUCAAGAUUCUCGCUUGACAAGGUGGGAUGAGAAAUUGGUGUGGUUGAGAUCUAGGUUGCCUAGCAUCAAAAUGGCGUUUAUGACAAGAGGCCAUGAUAGAGUCAAGGUCAAGACGGCUGAGGAGAUGGGAUUCGAUUUUGACGAGUGGAGGAAAACGGCUGCAGAGGGAGAUUUAGAAAUGUUUCAUAAAGGAGGUUGUUAUUCAUGAUGGCCUGCGUUUGGCUACUUGGAGCAUAGAUGACGAUAAUUAGUAUUGUAUGAGGUUUGAAUCACAUGCCCCCUUCAGGACAUGAAUAAUAAAUGCAUGAAAUCACUCAAUA
This is a messenger RNA of Exophiala mesophila, 2003 nucleotides long. RefSeq lists its product as uncharacterized. Bases 239 to 1891 code for a protein of 550 amino acids. NCBI's taxonomy places the organism in Eukaryota, Fungi, Ascomycota, Eurotiomycetes, Chaetothyriales, Herpotrichiellaceae. The transcript has a single exon. The record is from RefSeq and is a predicted model, not a curated record. Gene Ontology annotation, molecular function: NADP binding; N,N-dimethylaniline monooxygenase activity; flavin adenine dinucleotide binding.